AUGGCAGGCCCCUAUCCUCCUGCGACCCUGGACUGCCUCCCAUUCGAUGUCUUCUAUCAGAUCGCGACGUUGUUGGGCGACCGCGACUGCAUUCAUCUGAGCCGCACCAAUCGCGCCAUCCAUGAAUUAAUGAACAGUGACCUUAUCGCGCGUAAAAUUGUUGAGUCUUCCCCCUCUUUCUUCCUCUCUGGUGCUGUUGGGGCCAAUGACCAAGCCCUAAAACCCAAAUCUACUCUCUUCUUUCCAGUCUACGCCGACAAAUUCCGGGAUGCUGACGGCCCACUGCAGAGUGUGCUUGCGUACAGUAAGGAGGGACGCACCGCCCUGGCGGCCCUGUCCGGCUACCGCAAGGCUGUUGGGCACCGCUUCGAUAUCUGCGAAGCGAUUGCCACGGCCUCCCCCUAUGCAGUGGCGAUGCUGGCAUAUGCGGCGGACUUUGUGUAUCACCAGGGUGUGCUAUGCUAUCGGGUCGCGCAUGAGAUCCGUCUGCUCAAUGUGCAUCAUGGAGCCCGCCACGAGCAGGUUUUAAAUCUAUACGAGGUCAUUCCGAGACUUGACGCUGUCCUGCAGGAGGAGACCCCGGACGCCGCAUCGAGGGUUAAAUCCCUUCAUUGCAGCAAUGGGAUUGUCGUUUUUCGCUUAGAAGGUAUUAGCGCACAGCCCGACUCGUUGGUUGCAAUUGAUAUGGCACCGCGGCAGAGUCGACAUAAGAGACUACUCUUCCAUAAGCCAAUCCCAUCAUCCGGUCCGAUAGUGGUACGGCAUAGUCGCGCCUAUCUGUGGUACGGUGUCUUUGUAGAAACACUCGGCUCUCAAGGAGCCUGGCUAUGUCAUGGAGUCGACCUGGCCACAGGCGAAACCAUCGAGAUUCAGCUAGAGCAGGUGGCGUGUGGGGAUCUGGGCAAGACUAUAUGCUUCGAGAUCCACCAUGACCAUCUCUAUACAAUCUCGACACAAGUGAUCUCGGAGGAUGACGAACGAUUUUCCUCCUUCUACCACUGGUCCUGCUUUGCUCCCCGAAACAAAACCCGAAAAUGGCGCGGCCGCCUCUGGCGUCGCGAGAAUCGCGAGGGUCCCAUUAACGACAUGUGGACCGAUCUUUCCAUACGCAAGGAUGAGGCCACCGGCCGCCCGAUGAUUCUCGAAUGUCGCCGUGAAUGGCCCAACGGCAACAGUGAAAAUCACCGAACAACCUAUAUCGAACCCCUUCCCACACCAGCGGAGUUACAAGCCGACCAUCCAGAAGGAUACUCCGAAUCCCCCUUAAUAGGGGACGACUCCGACAACGAAGAAGCAGGACCUAGUAAAGACCCCGUCAUCAAUCGGACUUACGAACACCGGCCUGAGAAACGUCUCCGACGGAACUACCACCCGGAACACGAGGUCAGCGACGAUCCAAUCGACCGGCAGGAGUUUAUCUACGCAUAUACAAAACAUCACCGCUACGAUCUCGCCAGUUCCACAUUCAUCGAUCUAGUCAACGAUCCCACACCCCAAGCAACCGGCGUCCGUGUCCAGGAUCGCCUGCGCCUGCGCACCGUUUCGCGAAAACCUAAAUGCCCCAUUGACGAAGAAGGAACAGCGGGUAUACCAGGUCUCCUCUUCCCGCCAACCUUACUCGACCCCAAUGGCCUUCCCAUCCAAGGUGCAGAAGAGCGCUUCGUCUCUCGUGGCGUCCACGUGUGGCCAUCCGAGAAACCUCCCACCGAGCUACAAAAUCUGCUUUGUCCAGAUCAACGGUCUGGCGUGGUAAUCGCCCUCGCGGACGAACGCUCCCUGAUAUACUCUAUUUCUUGUCCCGGUCUACCAAGCCAGCACAAAGCGCUUAUCUUGAUCAGUUUUGAUCCAGCGCUUCAUCUCCCUACUUUGAGGCCACUGCCUCCAUCGGAGGUGACUGGCUCUAGUUCUGAUGGGCACAAGGGCAUGUUCCCCCCGCCUGUGCCGAAGCCGAAGACUUCUAGUAGAGGUUUGAUUCAAGAAUCUGAUCCGCUUUAUCAGGUCAUUGAUCGGGGCUAUUGGUUGCGGUAG
Molecule: messenger RNA, 2028 nt
Organism: Penicillium subrubescens
Lineage: Eukaryota; Fungi; Ascomycota; Eurotiomycetes; Eurotiales; Aspergillaceae
Exons: 2
Coding region: 1-2028 (675 amino acids)
Molecular function (GO): protein binding
Source: RefSeq, a predicted model, not a curated record